GGCAGGUCCCAGGCCGGGAGGUUCGGGAGUCCCGGUGCCAGAGUUGGGGCCAUAGAGAAGCUCAUUAUGGAAACCUGAGAUCCGGAGCCGGAGUUGGGGACGCGCUACAGUCCGGAACAUGGGGCGCCGGGGGGCCCCGCAUACAGCCCGGAGUCCGCUUCUACUGGCCCUAUCGCUGCUUUCCUGCCUGGUACCGAGUCUGGGAGGCCCCAAUGUCUGUACGACCCGGAGUGCGACCUCAGCCUCGUGCCAGCAGUGCCUCGUUACCCACCCUCAGUGCGCCUGGUGCUCCCAGGAGGAGUUUGGUGGCUCCACGACUGUAACUUCCCGCUGUGACUUUGCGCACAAUCUCAUCAGCAGAGGCUGCAAGAAGGAAUUUAUCGAGGGCCCCGGCAGUACCGUCACUGUAAUUAAGAAUCUCCCCCUCAGUACAAAGGAGUCCAGCUCCUCACAAACAAACUUCAUCCAGGUUGCACCUCAGAAGAUCUCCCUGUCUCUGCGCCCAGGGGCCGCGGCUUCAUUUAAGGUGCAGGUGCGGCAGGUAGAGGAUUACCCGGUGGAUCUCUAUUACCUGAUGGAUUUAUCUCUUUCCAUGAAAGACGACCUGAAUACGAUCCGCAAUCUGGGAACCAUACUGGCCGCCGAGAUGAAGAAACUGACCAGUAACUUUCGCUUGGGCUUUGGAUCCUUUGUGGAUAAGAACAUAUCCCCCUUCUCCUACACUGCCCCCAAAUAUCAGAACAACCCCUGCACGGGAUACAAAUACUCUCCGGUUUGCGUCCCGUCGUUCGGGUUCCGGCACCUCCUCUCUCUCACCGACAAGACCAACAGCUUUAACGCUGAGGUGCAGAAGCAGCGAGUGUCGCGGAACCGGGACGCCCCAGAAGGGGCUUUUGACGCCAUCCUGCAGGCGGCGGUGUGUGGGUUUGUUCUUUCCCAGAACUUCACGGCGCUGAUUCCUGGCACCACAGCCGAGAUCCUGGACCAGGACUCCCAGAACAUCAUCCAGGUGAUCGUCAGUGCAUAUAAUAACAUUCGCUCCAAGGUGGAACUGACGGUGUCGGAGAGCCCCGAGGACCUGAGUCUGAGUUUCACCGCUACCUGUCAGGAUGGCUCCUCCCACCCGGGGGUCAAGAAGUGCGGAGACCUGAAAAUUGGCGACACGGUAUCAUUUGAGGUGUCGGUAGAGGCCCGGAGCUGCCCCCCCCCGGGCACGGAACAAACCUUCACCAUCAAACCGGUUGGGUUCCGCGACUCCCUGGAGGUGACCGUCACCUAUAACUGCAGUUGCAGCUGCGCCCAGCAGGGGGAGCCAGCGAGCAGCAAGUGCAGCGGCAAUGGGACCUACACCUGCGGGGUGUGUGAGUGUGAGGCGGGCUUCCUGGGGGGCCGCUGUCAGUGCGGGGAGGAGGAGCUUAGCAGCGACGUCACCCAGAACACCUGCCGGGAGGCCGAGGGCAAAACCGUGUGUAACGGGCGGGGGCGGUGCCUGUGCGGCCUGUGCGUCUGUUACCAGAGCGAAUUCGGCCUCAUUAGCGGCUCCUUCUGCCAAUGCGACGACUUCUCCUGCGCCAGGUACAAGGGCGCCCUGUGCUCAGGGCACGGCGAGUGUGACUGCGGGGAGUGCAAGUGCCACGCCGGGUACAUCGGUGACAACUGUAACUGCACCAUAGAGACCGCCACUUGCCUCUCUGAUGACGGGCAGAUGUGCAGCGGGAAGGGCAACUGCGUGUGCGGGAGGUGUCAGUGCAUUGAGCCGGGGGCUUUCGGAGAGACUUGCGAGAAGUGCCCCACCUGCCCCGACGCCUGCGGAACCAAAAGGGACUGCAUUGAAUGUCGCCUGUACCAAACUGGGCAACUCGCUGACAAUCAAACCUGCCAGAAGCUCUGCAAGGACGAGAUCGUCACAGUGGAAGAGCUGGACACUGACAAUCCGGAGGCGGCCGUGUGUAUUUACAAGACAGAGAGCGACUGCGUCAUGAGAUUCACUUACUCGGAGGAGAGCGGCAGAUCCGUCCUGAGGGUCCUGAAGGAACCGGAAUGUGCCAGUGCCCCCGAUACCCUGACCGUGCUGCUGGCCGUAGUGGGGAGCAUCCUGCUGAUUGGCCUCGUCCUAUUGGCCGUAUGGAAGCUGCUCGUUACCAUUGACCGGCGGGAAUUCUCCUUUCAGAGCGAGCGCACGAGGGCCAGAUAUGAGAUGGCAUCGAACCCGCUGUACCGGCCGGCGGUCUCUACGCACAACGUGGAUGAGAUGUACAGCAUGCUGAGCAAGUCCUACAACGGAACCACAUAGGGACUGGGCCCAGGGAGGUUCUGGCACAUAGAGAAGUUCUGAUCCAGUUGGGGGAGAUCAGGCAUUUGCACAAAUAUGGGCUCCGCGCUGGGCACCUCUGCCCUCCCCUGGCCCAAUAGCCAAUAGGCACCGGCCAACAUUCUGCUUAACCAGCUGAUACCGCUAAUGACUGGACCUGGCUGAUCCACAGAGCUUACACUCUCCAACUCCCUGCAACCCUUAUGGAGAGGAACGUGCCCGAGGGAGAGCCAAAUGGACCAUUGGUUUAAGCCCCGCUGUGGGCUCGGUACAGAACCAUUUGGAUCAGAUGUGGGAUUGGAGCAAACGGCACAAUUGAUUCUCAUUGGUCGCGGAAUUUUUAUAAACAUUUUCUAUAAAUUUUUGACAAACUUUGUCAAAAUUUCCUUUAGAUUUUAUACUAGAGAUUUUAACUAAUUCGGUAGCCACGCCCCUCCCCCAGCGCGAGCCCAUUACUGACCCCGAGGUUUAAACUCCUGGGGGGUAGAAUGAAGGGGAACUGCCCGGGACGCUCAUGUUUGGGGGGGGGGGGGGUUGUUUUAUAAGAAAAUAUUUGGACUUUUUGCAACUUUUGUAAUAACCUUAAAUUAAUAAAGAUCAGAAAUCCU
Messenger RNA from Xenopus tropicalis (tropical clawed frog), 2919 nucleotides. It is a transcript of the gene itgb5, whose product is annotated as integrin subunit beta 5. Gene Ontology annotation, biological process: regulation of cell population proliferation. Lineage: Eukaryota; Metazoa; Chordata; Amphibia; Anura; Pipidae. The record is from RefSeq and is marked provisional. Gene Ontology annotation, cellular component: plasma membrane; anchoring junction.